This is a messenger RNA of Physeter macrocephalus (sperm whale), 1565 nucleotides long. RefSeq names its product coiled-coil and C2 domain-containing protein 1A. NCBI's taxonomy places the organism in Eukaryota, Metazoa, Chordata, Mammalia, Artiodactyla, Physeteridae. Gene Ontology annotation, biological process: regulation of transcription by RNA polymerase II. The record is from RefSeq and is a predicted model, not a curated record. Gene Ontology annotation, cellular component: nucleus. Gene Ontology annotation, molecular function: RNA polymerase II cis-regulatory region sequence-specific DNA binding; DNA-binding transcription repressor activity, RNA polymerase II-specific. Bases 33 to 1049 code for a protein of 338 amino acids. The transcript has 13 exons.
UUGAGAAGCUGGCGGAGGACUGUAAGCGGAGCAUGGAGACUCUGAAGCAGGCCUUUGCCCGGGGUCUCCCCACGCCCACUGCUCGCUUUGAGCAGAGAACCUUCAGCGUCAUCAAGAUCUUCCCUGACCUCAGCAGCAACGACAUGCUCCUGUUCAUUGUGAAGGGCAUCAACUUGCCCACACCCCCAGGGCUGUCCCCCGGUGACCUGGAUGUCUUUGUUCGGUUCGACUUCCCCUAUCCCAAUGUGGAAGAAGCUCAGAAAGACAAGACCAGUGUGAUCAAGAACACAGACUCCCCUGAGUUCAAGGAGCAGUUCAAACUCUGCAUCAACCGCAGCCACCGUGGCUUCCGAAGGGCCAUCCAGACCAAAGGCAUCAAGUUCGAAGUGGUCCACAAGGGGGGGCUGUUCAAGACCGACCGGGUCCUGGGCACAGCCCAGCUGAAGCUGGACGCCUUGGAGACAGCAUGCGAGGUCCGGGAGAUCCUUGAGGCUCCCCUCACCCCGACCCAGGUCCUGGAUGGUCGCAGGCCCACAGGGGGGCGGCUGGAGGUGACGGUUCGGAUUCGGGAGCCGCUGACGGCCCAGCAGUUGGAGACGACAACUGAGAGGUGGCUGGCCAUCGACCCCGUGCCAGCAGCUGUGCCCGCAGUUGCUGGGCCCAAAGGGAAAGCCCCUCCCGUGCCUGCUGCUAUGAGGGAGCCAGGGAGCAGAUCAGCCCGGCCCCUGCAUAGUCUCAGCGUGCUGGCCUUCGACCAAGAGCGUCUGGAGCGGAAGAUCCUGGCCUUCAGGCAGGCACGGCGGCCGGUGCCCCCCGAGGUGGCCCAGCAGUACCAGGACGUCAUACAGCGCAGCCAGUGGCAGAGGGCACAGCUGGAGCAGGGGGGCCCCGGCAUCCGGCGGGAGUACAUGGCCCAGCUGGAGCGGCAGCUGCAGUUCUACACAGAGGCCGCCCGGCGCCUGGGCAAUGAUGGCAGCAGGGAGGCUGCCAAGGAGGCACUGUAUAGACGGAACCUGGUCGAGAGUGAGCUGCAGCGGCUCCGCAGGUGAGGGGCCGAAGGGGCGGGCGGCCCCUGGAGAGCCGGGAGCGGGCCCAAGGCCCCGGCGCUGGGAGGAGCUUACACGGCCACAGCCUCAGACCAGACAAGUAGACAAUCAGUGGACAAGCGGCUCUGGAUGGACACGUUCCCCCGGCUGGGCCCACCUGGCCCGACUGGAGCCUCCCUGGCAGGGGAUAUUGGGGGCGGUGUCCGCCAGCCUGUGUGUGCCCCUCACCUAGGCCUGGCCAGGUGGGCCCCAGAGAGUCCGUUUGCACAGCCCAGGGGUGUGCGGCCCCUUGCCUGCCUCCGAGGUGGGAGGGCAGCUAGGACCAAACCUCAAGGGCCCCUGCAAGCACUUUAGUUCCAGCCCCUCCCCAGCCUUAACCCUGACGCCCACCCACACCCCAAAGAAGCCACUGAGGCCAGCCAGAGCCCAGCUGGCUCCCCAGAGGGUUGCCCUGGCCCAGCUGGGCCCCCAGGGCUGACACAUGGAAUAAACAGCCAGGGCCAUACCUGGCUCACUCUG